AUGUGGUGUUUGGAGCUACUGCUGCCGCUGCUGCUGCCACUGCUGCUCGUCAGAGAUACCAGCUGCCAGUGGAACGUGUGGAUCCCUCGCGACAUCUCGGCCAUGACCAACUCGUGCGUGGUCAUCCCCUGCACCUUCAUGUACCCGGCAGGGAUCCGGCCGUACCGAGGCAUCCACGGCAUCUGGUACUUUGGCCAGCCCUACCCACAGCUCUUUCCUCCCGUGGUCUUCAAAUCUCGCACAGACGUGGUGCACGAGAGCUACAAGGGACGCACCAAACUGUUGGGCGACCUGCACCAGAGGAACUGCACCCUCCUCAUCACCAACGUGGGCUCCGAGCACUCGGGGAGGUACUACUUCCGGGCGGAUCUGGGAGGAGCCAACAUGUACACCUACCCAGACUUCUCUGAGCUCAAAGUUUUGGACCAGCCCAACAUCGACGUCCCAGAGGAGAUCGUGAGCGACGAGAGCCUGGAGCUAACGUGCUACGCUCCGGACAACUGCCCCGACAUGACGCCUGAGAUCGAGUGGAUGUACACGGACUACCUGCCGGACCCCGCCUUCAGCCCGGAGUACCUGGAGGAGGGGAACUCCGCCGUCAUGUCCAACACCCUCACAUUCACCCCCAGACCCAUGCACCACGGACAGCUCCUGGGCUGCAGGGUCACCUACCCCAACUCCACCCUGGUCUACGAGAGACUCAUCUCCCUGGACGUCAAGUACGGGCCGCGGUCCGUGUGGGUGAACGUGUCGUCGGAGGUGAUGGAGGGCGGGGCCGUGGCGCUUCACUGUGAGGUGGACAGUAACCCCCCCCCUCGUAUCUCGUGGCUGUUCGGGGACAAAGAGCUACUCUGGGACAAGGCGUCCAACCUGUCCCUGACUCUGGAGGACGUGUCCCCCUCAGAGGACGGCGUCUACACCUGUGUGGGGGACAAUGGCUACGGCCUCAUGAACACCUCCCUCUACCUGGCCGUCAAGUACCCUCCUCGAGAGCCCCAGGUGAAUGAGUCCAUGACGGUCCUGGAGGGGGUGUCUGUGAGUCUCCACUGCAGGACCCAGGGCAGCCCCGCCCCCACCCUGACCUGGCUGAAGGACGGGGAGCUGCUAGGAACCAUCACCGCAGAGGAACUGUCGGUGCUGGAGCUGAAGGACCUGCGCCCUGAGGCGGACGGACUCUACCACUGCCUCGCCGAGAACCAGCACGGCCGAGCCACCAGCUCCCUCAACAUCACCGUGGAGUAUGCCCCGGUGCUGCAGGAGUCCAGGUGCACGGUGGUGAGGGAGGGAGUGCAGUGUGUAUGCGUAGCUAAAGGAAACCCAGAGCCAACCAUUGAGUUCUUUCUCCCCGACUUCAACGUCACCGUCAACGAGACCGACAACCGCUUCAACUUCUACUCGCACACGGACGGUCAGACCGCCACUGCCAUGAUCAAGCUGCGGGAGCAGGGCGAGCGCGGCAACGGCCCCGCGGUCAACGUCCACUGCAGCUUCUCCAACGUCUACGGGCGAGAGAGCGUCCUCCUGGAGCUGCAGCAGGAGAAGAAGUACCUGAUGGCCGUUAUCGUGGGCACCAUCGGAGGAGUCGCUGUCAUCGCCUUCAUCAUCGCAGCGGUUCGAUACGUCGGCCACAACAACAAGAACAGGGAGCUAACCCUGGAGCUACCCAGCAGGGAGCUAACCCUGGAGCUACCCAGCAGGGAGCUAACCCUGGAGCUACCCAGCAGGGAGCUAACCCUGGAGCUACCCAGCAGGGAGCUAACCCUGGAGCUACCCAGCAGGGAGCUAACCCUGGAGCAAACCCCGGAGCUUCAGACUCAAGGCAGAUUUGGUCUUUUUAUAGCUCCGUCCCAGUGUGUGAGGAGCCGUUCCAAUAAAGCGGCUCUCACAGUUGGCUGCAGCUGA
This is a messenger RNA of Knipowitschia caucasica, 1902 nucleotides long. The record is from the annotation of a GenBank genome assembly. Lineage: Eukaryota; Metazoa; Chordata; Actinopteri; Gobiiformes; Gobiidae.